Emericellopsis cladophorae is the source of this 2124-nucleotide messenger RNA. RefSeq names its product Trehalase-like protein. The coding region runs from base 1 to 2124 and encodes 707 amino acids. The transcript is spliced from 3 exons. Gene Ontology annotation, biological process: trehalose catabolic process. The record is from RefSeq and is a predicted model, not a curated record. Gene Ontology annotation, molecular function: alpha,alpha-trehalase activity. NCBI's taxonomy places the organism in Eukaryota, Fungi, Ascomycota, Sordariomycetes, Hypocreales, Bionectriaceae.
AUGCUCUCGAUCUUGUCAGCUACCACCUUCCCUCACCCGUCCUUGCACCAGGAUUUGAUCGUCACGGACAUCAUCAUGGCCGGCCUCAGAAAGAUGGUCCUUGCGGCCGCAUCGGCUUCAGCCGUCAGCGCCAUCUACGUCGACGGCAACAUCACAGCUCCGUGCGACUCGCCCGUCUACUGCUAUGGCGAGAUGCUCCACCAGAUUCAACUGGCCAAGCCCUUUGACGACUCCAAGACAUUCGUCGACAUGCCGGCUCUGAAGCCAUUGUCGCAGAUCCAGGCCGCCUUUGACCGCCUGGACAAGCCCCUGAGCAACAACUCGGCGCUCAACAACUUUCUGGACGAGUUCUUUGCCGAUGCGGGUGGCGAGCUCAGCGAGGUCGACAAGGCCGAUCUCGAGACUGACCCCGUCUUUCUCGACAAGAUCGACGACGAGGUAGUAAAGGAGUUUACCAACAAGGUCAUUGACAUUUGGCCCGACCUGACACGAAGAUACAGCGGCGCCGCCGCCUCCAACUGCACAAACUGCCCCAGCAGCUUCAUCCCCCUCAACCGCACCUUUGUGGUGGCUGGUGGGCGCUUCCGUGAGCCCUACUACUGGGACACGUACUGGAUCAUCGAGGGCCUCCUUAGGACUGGCGGCUCCUUCACGGACAUCUCACGCGAUAUCAUUGAGAACUUCCUCGACUUUGUCGACCAGUUCGGCUUCAUCCCCAACGGCGCGCGCAUCUACUACCUGAACCGCUCGCAGCCUCCCGUCCUGUCUCGCAUGGUGCAGGCGUACAUUGAGCACACCAACGACACCGACAUCCUCGAACGGGCUCUCCCCUUGCUGAUGAAGGAGCACGAGUUCUUCAGCGAGAACCGCACCAUUGACAUCGAGGGCCCCAACGGCACCACCUACACCCUCAACCGCUACGACGUCCGCAACAACCAGCCCCGGCCCGAGUCCUACAGCGAGGACUACGAGACAGCCACCAAUACCUCCUACUACUCGCACGACUCGGGCAUCAUCUACCCCGAGACGGAGCCGCUGAACGACACCGAGCGCGCCAACCUCUACUCCGCCCUUGCCUCGGGUGCCGAGUCGGGAUGGGACUACAGCUCGCGCUGGAUCGCGCGCCCACGCGACGCGGCCGAGGACGUCUACUUUCCCCUGCGCUCGCUCAACACCAACAACAUUGUCCCCGUUGACCUCAACUCCAUCAUGUACGCCAACGAGAUGGCCAUUGCGGGCUUCCUCAACCAGACGGGCAACGCCAGCGCGGCGGCCGAGUGGGAGGAGCUGGCGUACAACCGCUCCGAGGCCAUCCACGCGCUCAUGUGGAACGAGACGUACAUGUCCUACUUUGACUACAACCUCACCUCGGCGGCGCAGCACAUUUACGUGCCGGCCGACGACGACGUCUCGACGCUCGAGAGCAGCACCGCCCCCGAGGGCCACAUGGUCCUCUUCAGCGUGUCCCAGUUUUACCCCUUCUGGACGGGCGCGGCCCCCUCGUACAUCAAAAACAACCCGUUUGCCAUUGCGCAAAUCUACAAGCGCGUCGAGACCCUCCUCGACACCCGCAAGGGCGGCAUCCCCGCCACCAACUUCCGCACCGGCCAGCAGUGGGACCAGCCCUCCGUCUGGCCGCCUCUCAUGCACAUCCUCAUGGCCGGCCUGCAGAACACGCCCGCCACCUUUGGCGAGGACGACCCUGCGUACCAGCACGUCCACGAGAUCGCCCUCCGCCUCGGCCAGCGCUACCUCGACAGCACCUUUUGCACGUGGCGCGCCACGGGCGGCGCCACGUCCGAGACGCCCCAGCUCGAGGGCUUCACCGACCAGGACGUCGGCAUCAUGUUUGAAAAGUACGCCGACAACUCGACAAACAUUGCCGGCGGCGGUGGCGAGUACGAGGUCGUCGAGGGCUUUGGCUGGACGAAUGGCGUCCUCAUAUGGACCGUGGACGAGUUUGGCAACGAGCUCACGAGGCCCGACUGCGGCGACCUCGAGGCGGCUGACACCACCGAAGGCAAGAAGAGGAGUGCCCUGCAGCUCGCCCCUAGGGACGCGCAGAGGACAAAGAGAUUUGGCAAGAGGGCGGUGGAGAGGCAGCCGUGGUUCUAUGGGGUGUAG